Paramecium octaurelia is the source of this 1169-nucleotide messenger RNA. The record is from the annotation of a GenBank genome assembly. NCBI's taxonomy places the organism in Eukaryota, Ciliophora, Oligohymenophorea, Peniculida, Parameciidae.
AUGGAUCAAAUUUUAUUUUGCAUAAAUGAGAAAUGCGCUUCCCAAUCAAGGCUGUUGUUGACGAUGGCAGACGUACCCAAACACAAUGACAAAUCUCAUAAGGUGGUGUAAUUCAAGGAGUUUAAAUCGUAUGUCAUGGAAAAAUAUGGAGAUGCAGAUCUAUAGAAAAUUCAGAAAAUUACAAGCAACGAAAAGGUUAUCAAGGAUGCCAUUUCAAAGAUCAUAAGAGAGGUAAAGGAGAAGUUGGAUUUGUUUGAAAUUAAUGAAAUCAAGUAUUAAAGAAAGAUAAUGAAAAAAUUAUAGGAAGAUGCCGAGUUUACAAUAACUUUCAGAAUAUGUGUGGACUGUGAGGAAAACCGAAAACUUGAAGGACAUAACAGCUGAUUUGUUAAAGACUGUUGUAGAAUUCUAAGUGGAAAAGAUUCCCAAAUACGGUUUCAUUUUGGAACAGAUUGAUGAUCGUAUGAAUAAGUUGAAGACUGAAGUCGCUGGAAUGUUGAAAGCCUAACAAUACGAUUUACAGAUUACCACAUUGGGUAAUGUUAAAUACACAUGGAGUGAUCAAUUUAAGGCCAACAUUUAUGCUAUCAAAGAUGAAGCCAAGAAGGAAAUAGAGGCAACAAGUACAGGAAUAUGUUCAAUAUGAUAGCAUCAUUUAUGGGAUGGUCAUUUGCAUGCAUCCAAUAAUAGUUGACUUCUUAAAAGAGAUGGGAAGCAAAAUUGGAGAUAAGAGCUAUCGAGUCUGAUUAAAAGUUAAUGUAGGGUAGUCAAUUGGGACAGUCUCAAUUGAAGAAACAGUCAUACAGUUUUGCAGUUGGAGUGACACUCUAAAAAAUGAGACAAUAAAAAGGAUUUGAGUAACAAGACUUGGCAACUGUGGGACAUGGCUUUUACUUAAUUAGAUCUGAUGGAUGUAAAUUAUAUUCCUAUUUCAAAAGGGACAUGUCACAAUUCAGAUAAAAACAUAAACUGGAAAUAAGGGUUGACAUUCACUCCAGAACCUAAGGAUUUCAUAUUAAUUAAAUUUGAUCCGACUGAUGGAGAUCUUCUAUUUGAACAAGGCAAGAACAAGUAUUAGAUGAAGGUGGAGAAAUCUUAAAAUGAAGUGUUUUUAUUUUGUGUACACUUAAAAGGGUGCAAGGCCAAGAUAUUGGAUUGAGAGAUGAGCA